ACUUCAGUUCUCCACAAUGUCCAUAGCCAGUAACCGUCAGAAAAUGGCAGAAGCCACGGGCUACCGUACGCUCCGGCUUGACGAUCUGAGUUUGUUUAUUUCUGCCUUGGACAUGAGCCCGGGACCUUGAAUGGGAGUCACGCUGUGCUUUCUCGGCGCUCGGCUGCGGCGCCUUGAACGAUGGUUCGCGCGCUCGUCCUUUGAUGUCUGGGGCGCUCGCGCACUCGGUGAUCUCUUGCGCCGUCUUCUCGCUUGAUGUCUCCGGAGCCGCGGCGGCGGCGGCGCCAGGUCCCGGGGCUGAGGGCUCGGCCAGGCCGCGGGCGCAGGUCCCCUCCUCCCGCCGGCCCGUGGCGCCGACCCCCGUCCUGCCUGCCGGCUGCCUGCUGGCUGCGCUCUGGGAGCUCCGGCCGUCCGCCCGGCAGCAGAUCGAGCCCGCUCGGCCCGCCUGUGGCAGCUUCCUGCUUAUGGCCUGGGAAAGCAGUAGAGGAUGGCCCAAAGCCCCAUGUGGGAGACUCGGAGCAGGCUACUAGCUCCUGGCUUUGGAUGGGCUCAGAUCCAGCCGUAGCAACCAUUUUGGGAGUGAACCAGUGGAUGGAAGAUCUGUCUCUCCGCUAUUUCCAUAAAGACAACUUAUAAGGACCUGAAUGGCCUCAUAUUAGUUGCUUCCGGCUGUGGAGCUGUUACUUGCUCCUAAAUUUUCUGCGCCUGGUGGGACAGUGGCUACUAAGCGUCAUGAAGGUUAUCCCAGAGAAGAAUGCUGUCCGGAUCCUCUGGGGACGAGAACGGGGCACUCGGGCCAUGGGAGCUCAGCGGCUUCUGCAGGAACUGGUUGAAGAUAAAACCCGUUGGAUGAAAUGGGAAGGCAAGAGAGUAGAGCUGCCCGAUAGUCCACGUUCUACAUUUUUACUGGCCUUCAGCCCAGACAGGACUCUCUUGGCCUCUACUCAUGUGAACCAUAAUAUCUACAUUACGGAAGUGAAGACUGGCAAAUGUGUUCAUUCUCUGAUCGGGCAUCGCCGUACUCCAUGGUGUGUCACGUUUCAUCCCACCAUCUCAGGCCUUAUUGCUUCCGGCUGCCUUGAUGGGGAGGUUAGGAUUUGGGAUUUACACGGUGGCAGUGAAAGCUGGUUCACAGACAGCAACAAUGCCAUUGCUUCCCUGGCUUUCCAUCCCACGGCUCAGCUCCUUCUGAUUGCCACUGCCAAUGAAAUCCACUUCUGGGAUUGGAGUCGACGGGAACCAUUUGCAGUGGUGAAGACAGCUAGUGAGAUGGAACGGGUCCGUCUGGUGAGAUUUGAUCCACUCGGACACUACUUACUCACAGCAAUUGUUAACCCCUCUAAUCAGCAGGGUGAUGAUGAGCCAGAAAUCCCCAUGGAUGGAACAGAAUUAUCCCACUACCGUCAGCGUGCCCUCCUGCAGUCACAACCAGUUCGCCGGACGCCUCUCCUCCACAAUUUCCUGCACAUGCUGUCCUCUCGCUCUUCUGGCAUCCAGGUGGGAGAGCAAAGUGCAGUGCAAGAUCCUGCAACCCCCUCACCCCCACCGCCUCCCCCUCAGUCCUCCACGGAGCAUCCCAGGACUUCCGCUUACAUCCGGCUCCGCCAGCGGGUCAGUUACCCCACAGCUGAGUGUUGCCAGCACCUCGGGAUCCUGUGCCUUUGCAGCCGCUGCUCUGGCACUCGAGUUCCUUCCCUCUUGCCACACCAGGACAGUGUCCCCCCUGCUUCUGCCAGGGCUACUACCCCUUCCUUUUCUUUUGUACAGACCGAGCCCUUCCACCCCCCGGAGCAGGCCUCGUCAGCGCAGCAGGACCAGGGCCUCCUGACCCGGCCGUCUGCCUUCAGUACAGUCCAGAGCAGCACUGCCGGCAACACGCUCCGCAACCUCAGUCUGGGUCCCACCCGGCGCUCUCUGGGAGGCCCUCUAUCCAGCCACCCAUCUAGGUACCACCGAGAACUAGCCCCUGGGCUGACUGGAUCGGAGUGGACCCGGACAGUCCUCAGUCUGAACUCCCGCCCUGAGGCGGAGUCCAUGCCACCGCCCAGGACCAGUGCCUCCUCGGUGAGUUUGCUGUCUGUGCUGAGACAGCAGGAAGGUGGCUCGCAGGCAUCCGUGUACACUUCUGCCACGGAAGGGAGGGGCUUUCCAGCUGCAGGCUUGGCAGCGGAGUCUGAUGGAGCGAGUGGCUCCAACCAGAACAACUCAGGCAGCAUUCGUCACGAGCUUCAGUGUGAUUUGCGACGCUUCUUUUUGGAGUAUGACCGACUUCAGGAACUGGAUCCGAACCUCGGGGGGGAGGCGCCCCAGAACCAGCAGGCCCAGGAGAUGCUCAACAAUAACAUUGAAUCCGAAAGGCCAGGCCCUUCCCACCAGCCCACCCCUCACAGCAGCGAGAACAACUCCAACCUGUCUCGUGGCCACCUGAAUCGCUGCCGUGCUUGCCACAACCUCCUGACCUUCAACAACGAUACCUUGCGCUGGGAAAGAACCACACCCAACUACUCCUCUGGGGAGGCCAAUUCCUCGUGGCAGGUCCCCAGUACCUUUGAGGGUCUGCCGUCGAGUGGCAGCCAGUUGCCACCUCUCGAGCGGACUGAGGGCCAGACGCCCAGCUCCAGCAGGCUGGAGUUGAGUAGCUCUGCUAGUCCGCAGGAAGAGAGGACUGUGGGGGUGGCCUUUAACCAGGAGACAGGCCACUGGGAAAGAAUUUACACCCAGUCCAGCAGAUCUGGAACUGUAUCACAGGAGGCCUUACAUCAGGAUAUGCCUGAGGAAAGUUCUGAGGAAGAUUCCCUCAGGAGGAGGCUGCUGGAGUCUUCCCUCAUUUCAUUAUCCCGUUAUGAUGGAGCAGGAUCCAGAGAGCACCCAAUUUACCCAGACCCAGCGAGGUUAUCUCCUGCUGCCUACUACGCCCAGAGAAUGAUCCAGUACCUUUCUCGGAGAGACAGUAUUCGCCAGCGCUCCAUGCGCUACCAACAGAACCGUCUCCGUUCUUCCACCUCCUCCUCCUCUUCUGCAGACAACCAGGGGCCGUCAGGAGAGGGAACCGACUUGGAAUUUGAGGACUUUGAAGACAGUGGUGACAGAUCCAGGCACCGAGCUCCACGUAAUGCCCGGAUGUCUGCUCCUUCUCUUGGACGCUUUGUCCCAAGGCGUUUCCUGCUGCCUGAAUACUUGCCUUAUGCUGGGAUUUUUCAUGAACGUGGACAGCCUGGCCUGGCUACUCAUUCUUCUGUUAACAGGGUCCUGGCAGGUGCAGUGAUUGGUGAUGGUCAGUCUGCUGUAGCCAGUAACAUUGCCAAUACUACCUACCGGCUCCAGUGGUGGGAUUUCACCAAGUUUGACCUUCCAGAAAUCAGUAAUGCCUCCGUGAAUGUGUUGGUGCAAAACUGCAAGAUCUACAAUGAUGCCAGCUGUGAUAUUUCUGCAGAUGGCCAGCUCCUGGCAGCCUUCAUUCCGAGCAGCCAGAGGGGCUUUCCUGAUGAAGGCAUCCUAGCCGUGUACUCCCUGGCCCCCCAUAACCUGGGCGAAAUGCUCUACACCAAACGUUUCGGUCCCAAUGCCAUCUCGGUGAGUCUGUCCCCCAUGGGCCGAUAUGUAAUGGUGGGCUUAGCCUCCCGAAGGAUCCUGCUGCACCCAUCCACAGAGCACAUGGUGGCCCAGGUCUUCCGGCUGCAACAGGCCCAUGGGGGCGAGACCUCCAUGAGGAGAGUUUUCAACGUCCUUUACCCCAUGCCUGCUGACCAGCGGAGACAUGUCAGCAUCAACUCGGCCCGCUGGCUGCCAGAGCCAGGGCUUGGGCUGGCCUACGGUACCAACAAAGGAGACCUGGUGAUCUGCCGACCAGAGGCCUUAAACUCUGGGGUUGAGUACUACUGGGACCAGCUGAAUGAGACAGUUUUCACCGUGCACUCCAGCAGCAGGAGCAGCGAGCGGCCUGGAACCAGCAGAGCCACCUGGAGGACGGACAGAGACAUGGGUCUGAUGAAUGCCAUCGGGCUGCAACCCCGGAACCCCACCACCUCAGUGACUUCUCAGGGCACUCAGACCCUGGCCCUGCAGCUGCAGAAUGCGGAGACCCAGACCGAGGGGGAUGCGCAGGAGCCGACGACCUCUGCCUCAGGGCCCGACGAAGGUGAGGGCUCCGAAUACGGUGCGAGUGGGGAAGAUGCCCUGAGCAGGAUCCAGCGGCUGAUGGCUGAAGGGGGCAUGACGGCUGUGGUGCAGCGGGAACAGAGCACCACCAUGGCCUCCAUGGGCGGCUUUGGCAACAACAUCAUCGUCAGCCACCGCAUCCACCGCAGCUCUCAGACAGGCACUGAGCCUGGUGCCGCCCGCACUUCCUCGCCCCAACCCUCCACCUCUCGGGGACUGCUCCCAGAACCUAGCCAGCUGGCAGAGCGAGGCCUGAGCCCCCGGACAGCCGCCUGGGACCAGCCUGGUAGCCCUGGGCAGGAGCCAUCCCAGCCAACCCUACCCACUUCCUCUCCUGUCCCUACCCUGGUCCCCCUUCCCAACCCUGAGGGAGCAAACCUGCACUGCGACCUGAGCAGUAACGGCCACCUUCCUGACAGGGGCAACAGCAGCAGAGGGGAAGCUGCAGGCCCCAGUGGGGAGCCCCGGAACAGGUAGAGAGCAUACUGUGUGCCCUGGGGCCUCCCCGCGAGCCGCUGAGCAGAAGCGGACCUCACAGCUCACUGGGAACUGUGCACGCGCAAGAGCUGCUGGCUGCAUCCGGGACAGGAGUUGGGUGGGGUCUGGAGGAGUCGUUGGGAGUGGGCAAGUGGUGGUCGAAUGGGUGAGGCUUGCCUCAGGGAGGGCUAGAACAUUCCAGGAUUUGGAGCCUAGGAGAACUCCAUUGCUGGGCCCCUUGUGAGUGGAGGAGCAGGUGGGUGUCUGCUGUGAACCUUCCACCCCCUCCCUGGCUUGGGAGAGCUGGCUCCCGGCCAGAGCAUCCCAGUGUGAACUGUCUUCCAGACCUGGACACACUCUCCUGGGUAUAGGCCCACAGGCCAGCUUGGCCUCACCCACCUGCUGGGUGGGAAGCACCCCCAGGAGCCCGGCCCUGGAAACCACCACCAUCUCUGAGCCUUCCAGAGCUCCAGCCCCCUCAUCCUCUCAGCCCCCAGACCCCCUUCAGGGAGUCAGGUGAGGACUUGCUGCACUUGCAGUAGGAGAGAGCCAUGAGCGGGCUGGGCAACCUGCUAGCCUGUUACAGGGUGGGGGUGUUGGCUGGCCCGCCCCCAGGGCCCUCAGAGCAGCACCUGAGGGUGUCAGUGUUACCUGAGCUGAGGCCAACGCGAGCCCCAGGCUGGGGAGGGGGGGACUGCAGGUGGGAAUGCCAGGUCUCGGUCUGUGAUUUAAGGUGUUGCAUGUGGAAUCCUGAACUGUACGUGUAGUUUCUAGUGGCAAAAUCAAGACUCUGAUCAUUUUGUUUUUCGUAUGAAAAUGUGAUUUUCUUUCUGUCACUCAUCAUAGAGACAUUUGUGGUGGGAGGAGAGGGGAUAGUCUACUGCUAAUGAGGGAGACACCAAAGAACCACACUAUUAAAAUGAUGAAUGCCCCUC
Messenger RNA from Ochotona princeps (American pika), 5570 nucleotides. It is a transcript of the gene AMBRA1, whose product is annotated as autophagy and beclin 1 regulator 1. Bases 733 to 4635 code for a protein of 1300 amino acids. The transcript is spliced from 19 exons. Lineage: Eukaryota; Metazoa; Chordata; Mammalia; Lagomorpha; Ochotonidae. Gene Ontology annotation, biological process: autophagy. Gene Ontology annotation, cellular component: intracellular membrane-bounded organelle. Gene Ontology annotation, molecular function: protein binding. The record is from RefSeq and is a predicted model, not a curated record.